GAUAAAAGAAACUCAGUAAGGUUGAAGAGGGCCCCCUCCCAUGGCAGCCCUAAUUUACCAAUUAUUUUCGUCGACGGCGCUGCUGUCGCAGGGGAUUUACCACCUCGUCUGCGCCACAAGGAACAAGCUCAAGUCGUCUCCCCGCGAUUACGUCGCCAAGCCCUUCCAUCCCUUCCCCGGCGCCGGAGGAUAUCUCCGGCAUUUGCAGCUCUACCUCGUCGCCAUUUUCGUCUUCAUCGCCCUCCUCCACCAACUCCUCACCGCCUCCUACUCAGAUCCCCUUCUCAAAGGCCGCACCCCCGUCCACCUCUUCACCUCUCUCCAGUCCGCCGCCGUGCUCUUCUCCUUCCUCCUCCUCGCCGUCGCAAUUCUCCUCUCCGAUGCGACCUCUCUCCUCCCCCUCCCCGCCGAUCUCGUCUUCGCAAUUGCGUCGGGGCUUUUCUUCCUCCAAUUUUCGCUCUCCUCCGCCUCCGCCGCCGUCCAGACCUCCGAUCUCCAGGCUAAGUGCGAUUCCCUCUCCGGCCACGUCUCGGCUCUCUCGUCGGCGCUGUGCCUUGCGCUGGCGUGCCAGCCGAGGCUAUUUGUGGCGGACGUUGCCCUAGGCGCCUCGUUCUGCUUGCAGGGGCUGUGGGCGCUGCAGACAGGGCUUUCCCUGUACGUUGACGCCUUCAUUCCGGACGGGUGCCACAAGCUGCUGGACGUUGUGAGCGGCGUGGAGGGCUCCACCAAGUGUGAUUUGGAUGACACGAAGCUCCGUGCCAUGGCGAUUUUAGAUCUGAUGUUUGUUCUUCAUGUCCUUUUUGUGGUUCUCAUUUUAUUGGCUGUUUACGGUGCUGUUGCUAGGGCUCGCGGCGGGCGACAUGGAGGAGGAGGAUCAUCCUACGACGCCUUGCCAAAUGCGGAUUCCAGCCACAUUCAGUUGAAGACAAUGACAGGAACUCAGGCAUGAUCAUCUUCACCGUAUUACUGUAAUCUUCAAAAUGGUUUAUGUGAUCUAUGCACGUUCUUGUUUGGUUUUUGGGGAUAAAUUGGAUUUUUUUGUAGGUAUAGAUAGAAUGUGACUUGAGAUUCUCUGGGAAGUAUGAAAUAAAAGCUGAAUUUUUGUUGUUUGUGAUCUAUA
Molecule: messenger RNA, 1120 nt
Organism: Andrographis paniculata
Lineage: Eukaryota; Viridiplantae; Streptophyta; Magnoliopsida; Lamiales; Acanthaceae
Exons: 1
Coding region: 41-949 (302 amino acids)
Source: RefSeq, a predicted model, not a curated record